Molecule: messenger RNA, 4299 nt
Organism: Nicrophorus vespilloides
Lineage: Eukaryota; Metazoa; Arthropoda; Insecta; Coleoptera; Silphidae
Gene: FANCI
Product: Fanconi anemia group I protein homolog
Exons: 16
Coding region: 165-4097 (1310 amino acids)
Biological process (GO): DNA repair
Molecular function (GO): DNA polymerase binding
Source: RefSeq, a predicted model, not a curated record
AAAUUGUCUUUAUUUAUAGAUAUAUAAAUAUACACGUAUUUGUAAAUUUUCUUGAUUUAUAAGUUUAGUACAACAGAAAAACCGUUGGCGGUUUGAGCAAGGACCAAUUUUGUUUCUUGUUUUUAUUAUCAAUUCAAAACAAAUAAAUGCAGAGAUUAUAGAACAUGUCUUCAACUACAAUAGAGCAAAACAUAAUAGAGUUAAGUAUUAGUAAAGACAAUCAACCCAUCAUCAAUUUUCUGCGAGAUGUAAACAACAAAGAUAUUAUUGAUAUGAUUGACAGAACUGUGAAUUUGUCCAUAUUUAUAACAAUUCUCAAUCACCUUUUGGAAACACUGAGCAAUUCACAAGAUUUCGAUGAGAAGAGGUACAUCAGCAUCCAAUGCAUAUUGAAAAACAUCAAUGAGGGUAAAGUCAAGAAUCAGAUACAGAUUGUGAAGAUAGUGAACAGAGUAUGCUUCGAAUUAACCAAGCUGAAGGUGCCACAGAUCAUAGAGCUCUGCCAGAUGUGCACAAAAGAAAUACAAAAGGGAACGGAUACAGAUAAUGUUUGGAAGGAGUUAUUACCUGUUUUGGUAAACAUUUUGGAGGAGAAUGUUUGUGUUGAAUUUAAUGGAGAAGAACUAACUGGGAAAGAAUUCAAGAACCAUCUGAUCAAAACAUUAAUUAUGAUGGACUGGUCUGCUAAUAUUGUCACUUCUCUUACAAUAAUGUUCAGUGAAAUCUUAUUGGAUAAAGAUCAGCAUCAGCAGGUUGUGAGAAAACUUUGUGAUCAAAUUGAGAGGAUGACACCACAAGAAAUCCCAAUGUUAAUCUAUCAAUUACUUGGGCUAUGCAAGAAACAGAACAGUCAAAUUAUUUUUAUAAAGCUGCAGAGUUAUUUUAACAUAAGAAUAUACAGCAAUAAGGAAUCAGUUAACUCUGAUAGAAAUAGUAUGGAUGUUAUAGGAGAUUCAAUUGACAUUGCUUAUGUAAAUGCUGAAAGCACCAUUCUAUACCAUGUACAUCAAUAUGCCAAUUCUGGUUAUGACACCAAAGAAUACUUGAAUACACUAAAGACUUUAACUAAGACACCUGAAUAUGUCUUGCAUCCAUUUCAAUUAACAUUUCUUCUCACGAUAUCCACUAUACCAUUUUACGAGAAGAACGUCUUUGAUAUAAUCAAAGCUGCAAUAUUCCGAGCUCUCAGCGAUGAUCAGAAGAGGCAGGAGUCGAAGUGGGUUAGAGAUAUGAUACCUGCUUUUGAUGAUAUAGAGAAAGUUAUACAAACUAUAAUAGAAUGCAGCGUCGACGAAAGAGAUGUUGUGGUGCAAGGAUUGGUGAAUUUAACUUUUGUGCUACUGUCGACAUCAAGCAGCAUUGGUAGGGAACAUCACGUGGAGAAGAUGUGGUCUAUCGGGAAGAACAUCAUCAAGGAGUUGAUUAAGAAGAAACGCGAUUUAUCGCAAAUAAUUAUCCAAAAGUUAUGUAAUUUGAUAAUCACAGGACAGAAUGUUCAUCAAUAUAUCCGAUGUUUGCAGAUGAUUUCAAAACGCUUUGGUUUAACUUUUUUGGAGAACCAAAAAUGUAUAGUGGAAUUGAUUGAACAGUCCAUUCAAGUAUCAGGGCCUGUCGCUAGUGAAAUCCUUGAUGUUAUAUUGCCAUUAACAAAGCUGUCUCACACUACAAGAGACAAUCUGAUUUUGAUGUUACGCAAAGGAUUACAUUCUAAAUGCAUUGAGACUAGACAAAUGGCAGUUGUCGGUUUCAUUAAAUUAAUAAAAAAUCUGAAGAUAAGUAAUUCCGCUGCAUUGCAAAACUAUGAAAAUAGCUUCGAUUCUGGGAUGUCCGUAUUAUCACAAAUUUCCUUAACUUUGACUGGCAGAUCUAUGUGCGCUGGAGUAACAAACGAAGCUUUGUGUCUUGAAAUUCUGGGAAUCCUGCGGAGGUGUUUCAUGCAACAAGCUGAUGUUAAAGCUAAACUCUACGACAAUUUGUAUGAAACGAUCUGCGUGAAUCAGGAUUUAUGCCAACCUCUAUUGGAAUUGCUUUGGUCGCAUUUCAGUUCAUUCUACGUUGUUGACGUUGCAAUUCUUCCACCUUUAAAUUUCUCGAAUGCCAUCCAAAUUAAAGACACUGACGCUAUCUUAACAGAACGGCUUGGUAAACUGAUUUUCACCAUUGCGAUGAUCAUUUGUAAACGCAGAUCCAUUGGUGAUACUAGUCCAAUGCUGCAGAAAUUCGUGGAUGUGUUUGAAAUAUUAUCCACAAAAAUGACACAAUGCGAUCUGGAGCAUUUCGAACUAGAUGAUGGAACGGAUUUGUUGGACAUCUUACCGGAAUCCCAGAAGAAAAUGUUGAUUUUAAAGGAGGUCAUGUCAACUUAUGAAGCACUGAUUAGCUAUAAUCUGUGCGCUUGGAACUUGGAUUCGACCUCUUCUGGAGACACGAUUAAGCAACUUUUUACAGGUUAUUGCAGAUUGAAUGAUUUCUCUAAGUCAUUAAACAAGAAGAAAGACAAAAAGAAGAAAGCGGAUGCUAACAAAAGUACAGAAAAUCAAAACGAAACUUCACGAAAAGAAGGCGGUUCCGAAAAACGUGUUUUCAAACCUCCAGAUACCGUCAUGACUUUGGAUGUUGCCAGCAAGUUGCUAACUUUGUUGCAUCAGACUUCUGUGGAUUGGUCAUGUCCAGAGCAAGCCAAUAUUUUGAAGAGAAACAUUUUGUUUCACCAAUACGCUUUACAAGCGGUCCACAAUUUAUUUAUAAGCUUAAAACAAGUAAAAUACUUGGAAGAAGAUAAGAAGAGCACGCAUUUCGAUUAUUGCAUGGAAAUUGCUAAGCUUUUAUUCGUCAGAUGUAUACAGCGUUUCGAUGAAAUUUCCGAGUUUGACUACGGGACAGCCCUUUUAUCUUUGGAAGUUUUCAAUACAAUUUUGCAGGUUGUCAAUUUGCAUUUCAAGAAUCAUUGGUUGAAAUUCCUAAAUGGAAUAUGCGAUUUAAAAGAAACUAAUAUUAAUUUGGCUAUAGAAAAAAUCUUAAGCAAUUAUUCAAAGUUGCUAGAAGCUAGCGAUGAUGACUCUGCGCAGGAUGCGGAAGUGGCGAAGCUUAUUAUUAAUGGAUUUUUGAUGGUCGGAGCUCAAAUCGCUGGAAAAACGAAUUGCACGAUUGCUAAUAAAAAUAUCGAAUGGAUGAAGCAAAUGACGGAAGAUCGUAAAUUGUUCGGAAAAGCGGUUGUAAACAGCUUCGUCACCUUCCUUUUCAAACUAUAUACCAAGCAUAAGCUCUCGACAACAUUGCAAUCGAGCUUUGCCACCAAACUUACUGAUUUCUUCGGUAGAAUUUCGGAUGAGGAAAAAGAGGAUGGAUGUGUAACAGGUAUCUUCAAUGAAGCUGCAUCUACCACAGUUUUCUUGUGCUUAUGCAACGAAAUGAAAUCAAUGUUGGAUGAUGUGGAUUGGAUUAUCUUAAGAAUAAAGGCCGAGGCGACUUGGAUUUCUAUUCCAGCACAGAUUGAUAUGGAACAAAAACGAGAAUCGCUGAGAUCAAAGGAACGUAGCUUGUCUUGUCAGCUGUGCCAAAUAAUUAGUAUAAUGAUUGAUAUUAAUGAUGUAUCCAUGCCUAUGGGCCCUUGCUGCGAGAUGGUUUUUAAAAUCAAUACUAAUCUUUACCAAACUCUUUGCAAUUUAACAAAGUAUUUUACUAUGCGAUCCAGUAAACUUAAUCCAGCAUUUCAGGUCGCAAGAUUUAACAACGUUGUUAAAGAUACUGGUAAAUCUUUAUCCCCUGUUGUGAAUAAGUUGAUCUUAUAUAUGGAUCAUAACCAAAUUGAAGGGAUUGUAUCUAAGAAAAAGGAUGCGAAAUUGUUGAAGAAUAAGGUGCUGAAGGAAACAAAAUUAUUGCCCAAAUUGAUUUUGGAAAUGGAAACAUUCAGCUCUUUAGUGAUCAAGUUAUCAAAGAAAACGAAUAUUGAUCUGUUCAAAUACGUUGGUCAAGGAACAGCGCGAGAUUUUCGAAUAAAGGAUUUGAAAACUGUAUUAGCAGAGAAACGUCAGAGCGAUGAAAACGCAGAUUCGUCCGAAGAUGAAGAGCCGCUAUCUAAAAAGAAUAGAACAUAAAAUGAAAACAUUGUAUAUAUAACUUAUGUUCUUUAUUGAUUGAUUAAACUUAUUUUAUACAAAUAUAUUUGUUAAAAAUGAAACAAUGUUAUUGUGGAGGUAUGAAGUGAAGAUGAUUAACUUGAACAUGGGUUUAUCAUAGACCCGCAGAGAGAAAAAAAACUAUUGUGAGGUAAAACUUGAAGUAAUUAAUAUAUUUAUA